CAGAUAAAGACUGGAAAGACUGGAAGGUCUUUAUGCAAAUGAUACUUACCUGGGAAGAAAAGAAUAAAGAUGCAAAGAGACAAUUUUUAUCAAAGUUUCGGUUGAUAGAUUUAGCUGAUAAAUCAGAUGCUGAUAGAAUGCAACAAAUUACUAACAGUCAAAUCAGAGGUUAUUACAGAUUACAAGGAGACACACCUAAAAUUCAACAUUUAAAAAGUGAUUCUGUUGAAAAAGAUGAGACAAUAGCCAAAAUCAAGAAGCAGGUAAAAUCUUUUAAAGAUGUUGGAGUACAGUUUGAUUACAUGGCAGAGAAGAAGAUAUUCUCAAUUCAAGGAGACAAACCUCAGUUGAUAAACUGGGAGGAUUUUGGUUUGAGAAUUAGUUUAGAAGACUGUAGCUUAUCACCUUCACAGACAGUAGAAAUAGAAGUGAUUGCUCUUAUAGGAGGACAGUUCCAGUUUCCUAAGAAUACUAUCCUAGUCAGUGCUGUGUAUGCAGUAUCACUCUCAAAGCCUCUCCUGAAACAAAUAAAAUUAGAAAUACAGCAUUGUGUUGAUUUAUCAAGGCAACCAGCUCUUAGUCGUUAUCUCAAGUUUGCUAUAGCUCCAUUAAGCCACACACCCAGUCUUCCUUACCAGUUCUCAAUAGUUGAGGGAGGAGAGUUUAAACCUGUUAGUUGGUAUGGAUCCAUUCAGCGUAAAGAGUUCUGUUUGGUAGCUAUUUUUGGGGAGAAACAUCUACCCAAAUCAUCAACUAAUGGAGAUGAGUCAGAGGAAGAGGAGGAGGAGCAAGAGGAACAAGCAGAAGAGGAAAUUGAGGAGGAAGUGGAAGAUGGUGAUAGUGAUUCAUCCAGUGAUUCUGAUAAGACUAAAAAUCCACCAGGAGGUAGCAGUGGAGGACAAGGAGAGUCUACUAAUAAUAAGGGAGUAGAGGAAGAGGAGACUGGAGGUCAGCCAUUACAUGAGGAAGGAAAUGAAGAGCAAGAUACAUAGGCGGCGGCAGGGUCGGGCAUGGACGGGCAAUGCCCGACCAAAAAUUUUGACCGGAAAUGAAAAUUUAGUUAAUGACAUCAUUUUUAGUCAUAAAUAAUUACCAUGGCUAGCAAAAGACAGUCAUUUCUGCUUUCCUUUGUCAACAAGCCUUCCAAGAGGACCAGGACUAGCACUUUACAGGUUGGAUAGAGCUUUACAUAUAAAAUAGGGGGCCUUUUAGGUGCAUUUUUAUGCUUUAUCAUAUUGUAUGCGUGCGUUGAGUAUACGCCCUAGCCUCGCGUAGCCAGCCCCUCCCUCAACGGGAGGGUCUGGUCGAAUGAGUGUAGAUCGUUCGUUCUACUUCACCCCAAAACA
Messenger RNA from Amphimedon queenslandica, 1346 nucleotides. RefSeq lists its product as uncharacterized. Bases 33 to 992 code for a protein of 319 amino acids. Lineage: Eukaryota; Metazoa; Porifera; Demospongiae; Haplosclerida; Niphatidae. The record is from RefSeq and is a predicted model, not a curated record. The transcript has 4 exons.